This is a messenger RNA of Lethenteron reissneri (Far Eastern brook lamprey), 4528 nucleotides long. Its product is annotated as YTH domain-containing family protein 1-like. Gene Ontology annotation, cellular component: cytoplasm. Gene Ontology annotation, molecular function: mRNA binding; N6-methyladenosine-containing RNA reader activity. The record is from RefSeq and is a predicted model, not a curated record. NCBI's taxonomy places the organism in Eukaryota, Metazoa, Chordata, Hyperoartia, Petromyzontiformes, Petromyzontidae. Gene Ontology annotation, biological process: mRNA destabilization.
ACGCGCUGGGAAAUUUCAAGCCGCUCGCGCGCGCCGCCAUCGCUCCCCGAGGCUUCUCCUCGGCUCCUCGUUCCGCCGUCGCCUCAGCCGCCGCCGCCUCCUCCUCCGCCGCUUCUCCAUCGUCGGCGUCGGCGUCUCCACCCUCCUCUUUAUUCUCGUUCCUUUCCUUCGCCGCCCUCGCCUCCUGCCCGCGCGGAGCCGCCAAGGCCAGGCCUCCUGCCUCGAGCCCGGCAGCAGCAGCGGCGGCGGCAGCAGCAGCAGCAGCAGCCCCGCCAGCACCAUGUCUGACCCGAGAGCAAAGGGGCAGCAGCAGCAGCAGGUGUUGAACGGUAUUCAAAACGUCGCCAAUCACCGGAAGGAUGGGAGCAGCCACGGCGACUUUGAGACUUACCUGAGCAGUCAGACCGAGCAGAGCAGCAGCUACGCAGCCGUGUCGGAGGCCUACGUGCCGGCCUACUAUGGCCCCUCGGUGGCCUUCUCCUCCUACUCGCUGAGCUCCGAGCCGGCCUGGUCCACAGCGGGCGCCGACCCGGCCGUGCCGUACAUCGCCCACCACUACGGGCCGCCGGGGGCCCUCGCCAACGGGGAUGCGCCGCUCUCCCACCACCACCACCACGUGUCGGCGCACGGGCACCCGCACCCGCACGCCCACUUCAUGGCCGACCCCGGCUACCUGGGCGGCGCGGCGACCGCCACCACUCCGGCGGCCGCGUACAUGAGCCAGCGGCAGCAGCACGCCUUCGGCUUCUUCCCCGGCGGGCCCGAAUUCGCGGCCUGGCUGAGGCCGUCGGGCGGCGGCGGGGGGGCGGCGGGCGGCGUCGGUGGCCAGGGCGGCCUGCGCGGCUCGCCCGUGUCGUCGCCCAUCUCGGUGGCGUACGGCAGCGGUUAUGCCUUCCCGCCCAGCUCGCUCGGCGGGGCGGCCGUCGUGGACCCGCAGACCGGCUCGUUCGCCGGCGGCGUGAGCCGGGCGCCGGGCCACGUCGGCGCCACCGCCUCCGCCGUGUCCGGCGGAGGCGGUGGCGGCGGCGGGGGGAGCCCCGGCGGCGUGGCGAGCGGUGUGGUGGUGCUGCAGCAGGGCGUGGGCGGUCUCCGCAUCGGCGGAGACUCCCGCGAGCCGCCCGCCGGCGGGAAACCUGGCGCGCCGCCGCCGGUGGCGGCCGGACCGGAUCCGGUGGCGCAGGCCGCGGCGGCGACGAGUGCGGCGGCGGCGCCGCAGGCCAAGCCGGCGCCGGCGUCCUGGGCGUCCAUCGCCAGCAAGCCGGCCAGGCAGCAGCUGGCGCCGAGGUCGGUGAAGGGCGGCGGUGGGGGCGGCGCGGGGAAGAUGGCCAGCGGGACGUCGGUGCCGCCCCCCCCCAUCAAGCACAACAUGGACAUCGGCACGUGGGACGGCAAGGGCCCGGUCAGCAAGGCCACGCCGCCGCCGCAGUUCGCUCAGCCCGCCGACGGAGCUCUGGCACUGGGGAAGCCGCAGGUCGACGCCGGGCAAGAGCAGGCCCAGGCCUCGGCCUCCAUGUCGGUGGACGCCAUGCAGGUGUCCGCGCAGAUGUCUCACUCCAUGUCGCCGCCGCCGCUGCCGCAACAGCAGCAGCCGGUACAGACCUUGCAGCAGCAGCAACAGCAGCAGCAACAUCAGCUGCAGUCGUACAUGAUGCAGCAGCAGCAACACCAGAACUUUCAGCAGCAAAGCCAUUACCAUCACCAGCAGCAGCAGCAGCAUGAACACCAGACUCUGCAGAAUGGUUACUACGCGAUGAUGCAGCGCCAGCCAAAUAUCAACCCGGCUAUGCAGCCUCCGCAGGUGCAAGCACCGUUUCAAGAGCAUCAGCAGCAACAGCAGCAGCAACAGCAGCAGCAACAGCAGCAGCAGCAACAGCAGCAGCAACAGCAGCAGCAGCAGCAACAACAUCAUCAGCAUCAACAGCAGCAGUCUGAUCGCUGGGUGGCUUCACGCAGCUGUGGGCCAGCAAUGCUGACUCAAAACGGGAGCCAGCCUGCUCCUAUCUCCUCCUUGCCCCAGACACGGCACCAGCUCAACCAGCAGCAGCAGCAGCAGGCUCCUCCUCGACAGAGCUUGCAGCAGCAGCAGCAGGUAACGACACCGUCGUUUGCCGGCGACGGGAGCGGCGGCGGCGCGCCUGGCAUCGGGGAACCGGCGCCGGCUCCGCUACAGGCGCCGCCGCCGCUGCUGGAGAAGCUGCAGUCGCACAACGGCUACAACCCGAGCGACUUCGACUGCAGCCCGCGUGACCUGCGGGCCUUUAUCAUCAAGAGCUACUCGGAGGACGACGUCCACCGCUCGGUCAAGUACUCCAUCUGGUGCAGCACCGAGCACGGCAACCGGCGGCUGGACGGCGCCUACCGCGCCAUGCAGGGCAAGGGCCCCGUCUACCUCCUCUUCAGCGUCAACGGCAGCGGCCACUUCUGCGGCGUGGCGCAGAUGACCUCGCCCGUGGACUACCAGACGUGCGCCGGCGUGUGGUCGCAGGACAAGUGGAAGGGCAAGUUCGAGGUGCAGUGGAUCUUUGUGAAAGACGUGCCCAACUCGCAGCUGCGCCACAUCCGCCUGGAAAACAACGAGAACAAGCCGGUGACCAACUCUCGCGACACGCAGGAGGUGCCGCUCGACAAGGCGCGCCAGGCGCUGCGCGUCAUCGCCGCCUUCCGCCACACCACCUCCAUCUUCGACGACUUCGCGCACUACGAGCGCCGGCAGGAGGAGGAGGAGAGCCUGAGGAGAGACAAGGCGAGGGCGGCCGCCAACGCCAACAACGCCGCCGCCAACGCCGCCGCCAACGUUGCCAACGCCGCCGCCGGCGCCACCGGCGCCGCCGGCAACAACGCCAACGCCGCCGGCGCCGCGUCGGGGCCCGCCCGGCGCCGCCCCCCGCGGACGGCGCGCCCCCGCACGGACGGCCGCUAGAGCGACGGCACUCGCCGGUCCAGGCGGCACGCGCGAGGCGGCGCAAGCGCAGCGAGCGAUGGCGAGGGUGGCCGGACCUGCGGGCGGGGGGUUGGUUGCUGGAGGUCGCUCUGCCGUCGGGACGCGCGAGCGAGAGGAGUCCCCGGCAGGGUCGCCACCGCUCUCUCUGCUCGUCCUGAUAGAGACGCUACCCACGGUGGCCACCGGCCGCGGAUUGUUUUGUGUUCGCUUCGAGUUCUUUGCGUCCCUGCCCCAUCUUCUCCCCCUGUCCCCUUCGUGUGUGUGCGUGCGCGCACUUUCUGUGUGUGCGUGCACGUGCGCGCGUGUGUGUGUGCAUGUGUGUGCGCGCAUGUGUGUGUGCGUGUGCGUGUGCGCCUGCGCGCGUGUGUGUGCGCGUGCGUGUGUGUGCACGUGCGUGUGUGUGCGCGUGCGUGUGUGUGCGCGUGCGUGCUUGUGUGCGUGUGUGCCGCGGCAGCAAGGGGUGAGCCGGUGGCGUCUGUCGCGAAGGAGGAGGAGGAGGGGGCGGAGGGUGACACUCGUAGUGCUGUUUGGAGUGUGGACCGAGUCACUCGUAAGCGUAACUUAUAUCCCCCCAGCCGACGGUGAAGUCGCAUCUUUGUUUUUUCGCCGUUUUACUUUUAUUUUGUACUUUGGAAGUUUCUGUUUUUCUUUUGAUUGUCUCUCAAGUACUCCUCACGUUUUCACUGUAACCGACUGUACCUGUAACGUCAUAUUUACGCAUCUUUGUAUUUUAUUUCGCUUGGGGACGCGGGGCAGGGAGGAGGGGCGAGAGAGAAGCGCGGCAGCUUUCCAGAGAGGGGGGGGUGGUGUGGGGAGCCAUCGUAAGUGUGCGCGCAAUGGACCGGUGAUGAGGAGGACGAGGAGGCGGACGACGAGGCGGAGGAGGGCGGCGGCGGUGGCCACAUCUCCGGUUGCCCGCGUCGCGUCGCCCGUGUUUGAGGAGGUUUUCACGUGUGAUUGUAAGCAAUGUUUAAACGAAAAAAGCAAAAGCAAUUGUCUGCCGUUACAAAUUAUAGUCGUAAUAGUAAUGAUGAUGAUCAGAAGACGGGAAGCCUAACGGGGGCUGCGUUGUCGCAGUCCUGGACUGUUGGUCUGUCGGGGAAAAAAGGUGACUUGACAGACCCUCUGCUAACGGUGGCUCCGGUUGGACGGAGCGUGGAGAGAGCGCCGCCCCGAGAGAGACGAGGGAAGCGACGAGGAGAGAGGGGGGGGGGGGACGCGUUUCGUCUCUGCCGCCCCCUGGGGACCGCUCGACCGCCUGAGCCGCGCAUUCCGACGCUCCCCGUGAGCGGUAAUUAUCCAGCCGGCGGGCCAGAUGGGUCGACGCCAGGCCACGGCCAGAGCAGCUCACCCUCGCCGCCAAACAUCGUCCACCAUGAGCCUUCCUGCCCACCCCCCCCCCCAAAAAAAAUUAAACCCACGAGCCCCUCCCCUGAGAUGAAGACAAGCGUUGAGCAAUGUUACAAUUUCCCAACAAUGAAGACUUCCAGUGUUUAAUUAGACCUCCCCCUCUACCAACACGUUUGAGGUAUUCGCAGUACUGUACUGGAUAUUGCCUGUAAUAAAUGUACUGUACUUAGACCAAAA